Messenger RNA from Achroia grisella, 2135 nucleotides. It is a transcript of the gene Mvd, whose product is annotated as diphosphomevalonate decarboxylase. NCBI's taxonomy places the organism in Eukaryota, Metazoa, Arthropoda, Insecta, Lepidoptera, Pyralidae. Gene Ontology annotation, biological process: isopentenyl diphosphate biosynthetic process, mevalonate pathway; isoprenoid biosynthetic process. Gene Ontology annotation, molecular function: diphosphomevalonate decarboxylase activity; ATP binding. The transcript has a single exon. Gene Ontology annotation, cellular component: cytosol. The record is from RefSeq and is a predicted model, not a curated record. Bases 567 to 1733 code for a protein of 388 amino acids.
ACUGUUGUGAUUCAUUAUUCAAAUGGGGAGAAUGCAAUGACAUAUGUUGCGUUAUCAUAUUUAAAUUAAAGUUAUUCUUCCCUUUUCAUUGUCAAUAUCGACAUUUCUGUUAUUCACAAUUUCAGUGAAUUCAAAUCCUUUAUUUAGUAAUAAACGGUUAUCUCUCAUCAAUUGUGGUAGUUAAGAAAGAGUGAUGAGAAUUUUAUUUAUAAAACAUUCUUAAUGAAACUUAAUUCAAUUUUUGAGGGGAAAACUUCAUAUGUUGGCAACCCUAAAUAUUUCCGUUUAUUUACAUUUCAAGCAUGUAUAGGUAUUUAACAUACCUGCAGCAUGUGAAACUAAUAACUAUUUGAAUUUGAAAGUAUAAUUUGUUUUCAAUGGCAUAUUUUUUUCAGUCAAACUCAAUGGCUUUGUUCAGUUUGGUUUACAGUAAAGUUUCACUUAAUAAAUUAAAUUUAAAUGUCUCAUUUUAUUCGUGCAAGUAAUAUACUUGUUUGAUAUUAUAAACUUAAAUAUUACGUUUACUAAAAUCUACCAUAGUUGCAUUCAACAAUAAAAUAUAAACCAUGAGUGAUAUUAAAACAGUGAUUGCCCCAGUGAACAUAGCUGUUAUAAAAUACUGGGGCAAACGGGACGAAGAAUUAAUAAUACCAUUAAACGAUUCCGUUAGCGCUACUUUAGAUACAAGUGUGAUGUGCGCUAAAACUUCUGUUAGCGCCAGUCCCAACUUUGUAGAAGAUGAAAUUUGGCUUAACGGGAAAAAAGAAUCUUUCUCUAAUCAACGUCUUCAAAACUGCUUGAAGGAAAUUAAACAAAGGGCUUCUGUUGAGAAGAGUGUUGAUAAUGUUUUCUUAUCUUGGAAAGUACAUAUUUGCUCAGAGAAUAACUUCCCUACUGCCGCUGGUUUGGCCUCAUCUGCAGCCGGAUAUGCUUGUUUAGUGACAGCUUUAGCAAAACUGUAUAAAGUCUCUUCAGAUGUCAGUUCCAUUGCUAGAUUGGGCUCUGGCAGCGCAUGCAGAAGUGUCUAUGGCGGGUUUGUUAGAUGGCAUGCUGGUGUGAACCCAGAUGGAUCAGAUUCUGUGGCUACACAAAUUGCAGGCUCUUCUCAUUGGCCAGAAAUGAGAGCAUUGAUUCUCGUUGUUGGCGACAGUAAGAAAAAAAUAAGUUCCACUAUAGGAAUGAAGAGAACAGCAGACACUUCCGAACUAUUGGAAUACCGCGUGCAACAUUGUGUGCCAAAGAGAACUGAGCAGAUUUCUAAUGCAAUAAAAGAAAGGAACUUUGCAAAAUUUGCUGAAAUUACUAUGAAAGACAGUAAUCAGUUUCAUGCAGUUUGUAUGGAUUCUUAUCCACCUUAUGUGUACUUAACUAAUGUUUCUCAUACAAUUAUUGAUUUGGUUCAUAAAUAUAAUGAAAUUAAUGGGGAAGCAAAAAUUGCAUACACUUUUGAUGCCGGACCAAAUGCCUGUUUAUAUUUAGUUGAAAAUGAUGUCCCUAAAGUGUUAUAUCUGAUUCAACAUAUUUUUCCAUCAUCUUCAAACAAUUUUGUAACUGGUCUGAGUUGCAAUAGAGAACCACUAAGCAAUGAAUUCAUAAAGAGCUUAUCUAUUCCAGUGCAAGAAAAGGAUUCAAUUAAAUAUGUUAUUUAUACAAAGGUUGGUGAAGGACCAACAGAAAUAAAAGAUGGUUCACACCUUUUAACAACUGAUGGAACACCAGUAAAGACAGUUUGAAGUAUAAUUAUCAUAUUACCUUACAUAUUUUUAUUACUGGUUGUGUUUUUAUUAAUUACUAUAAUACAAAAUUGUUAUUUAUUAAUUAGAAAUCAUGAAUUUUCUUGUAAUAGGGUUGUAAGUAGUUUAAAUUUAUUUUAUGAAUCAUUAAGUUUUGUAGGUAACUGUAUUUUGCUGGAUAUAUUAUGGAUCUAUUUUGAUUAGUGUUUUUUUUAAAUACAUGACAUUUAAGCAUUGUACAUUUUAUUGUCAAAAUGACUUAGGUACUCUCAUAUAAUAAUAUAUUCUUGAAAUCAUGAUAUAACAGAAUCUCUGCAGUAAACUAUUUAGCUAGUAAGGUUUGUUUUCCAUUAAAGUUUAGUCUUUUACAUUGUUCUGGAUGACAAUAAAACAUUGAUUUAA